GGGUUAGAGAUGGAACCACCCGCCUCCUCAAAAUGGUGGGGCUCCUUCCCCUGCUGGAUCUUUUUCCGCCCAAACGGCUGGAAAAAACCGACGUCGAGCGUGACUUCUUCAACAAGGCCAGGCAACAGUGGCCCUGGUGAAAUCAUCAUGACCUUGGAAAAAGGCUUUUGUAUCUAUCAAAUCAUGAGUAAUAAGUCUUGCUGUGUUGUUUGAACCACAAUUUUGCUGCACUUUCUUGUUAUUUGUGCUGUUUGACAGGGGAUGACUUGCUUGCAUCAACAUCUAGAGUCCCUCUUUCCCCCAGAUCGUAUUCUUUUUCUAGCAUUUUGGGGUCUUGGAGUUGAUGUACCAGUAUCCUCUCAUGAGAUUGGAUGAAGCUUGGAACUUACCCUUCAAGAAACAAUAACAACGCAACGUCUAAAGUGUCAUUUCGCCGGUAUUUGUCUCAACAUGGGCAUCUUGGGACAUGGUCUUUGGAGAUGUUAGCUCGGAGACCCAAAUGCUCCAGUUCAAGGUCGCUAGUCUCAUUGUUGCAACAAUUCAAAUGUCAAGAUAUAGCGGGAUCUGAAAUGCCCUGACUACUGAAUUCGUUCUAGGCUGGUCCUGAAGGGUCCUAGGGGCUUGACAACGACAACAGCAAAAACCCCGCAGUCGCUGUCUGUGCCGCACAGAAAAGGAAUCGAACGAGAGACAUUUCACAUGUGCCGUGGUAACACAAGGCCUCAUCUUCGACUCGAAUGACUGGCAAAUAUGGAGUAUGGCGCCCCUAUGUCUCACUCGCUGACCAUAGAAAUCGCGGCAGCUCGAGAUCUGGCAAUCAGUGACACCAAGGAGAGAAUACCGUCUCGAGGGACCAAAGGACUGUUGUUUUCUCAUCUCGUGGAAAGGAUACUUCUGCACGUCUCUUUGCGCCGUGCAGCGACCACCAGCAGCAAGGCGUAUGCAGCUGGUUGUCGGCCUCUCGGCUGCCCAUUCUUCCCCUUGCACGACAUGCAGCCAGCCAAACAUGUUCUGUGGUUUUUGCCCCGCAUCCGCAACAGCAGUCAGUGGUCGAGUGGGCACGUUGAUGCGUGUCACCGUCCGGUCUGUCGCCUACAACACCACCUCAGGUCAACUGACCAGUCACCUUUUUGUCUGUCGACCGAGCGGUCACGGCCGGCUUGUACGUGGAUAUGUGUGUGUUUGACAGAGGCAGAAAGCAGCAAGCUACCCGUCUUCCGGUUCCCGCUUCCCGUCAGUCUGCCCUCUCUCAUCCUUCCAUAGCCCCGUAUCGGGUGUGAAGACCUUUUGGCAUGGCCAAUUUUGCCGCUUCCCCUAUGACUUGUACAUACAGGCAACCGGUGUGGCUGCCUGAGUGCUGAGUGUGUGCCACACUAGCAGGUAGCUGAUGCCUUUUCGGUUGCUUCCCCGUUCUCUUCGGCUCUUAUCAGGGCGGCCCCCGUCCUCUUUGUCUCUGCGUACAUCGGACCUCCUUCUUGACCUUACCUUUUCGUUGUUUAGUCAGUUGUUUUCUGUCGACCGGUGAUUUUGCUGCCCGCUACUCCAACAUCUCCGACUAUACCGUGUGUGUGCAAAGGUGCUGUGCUUUAUAUCGUCGCAUCACGUCAGAUCGGACCCCAUCACAUAGCAAUAGGCACCAUGGCUGGGGCGGCUAGCGCCUCCAACAUAGACGCAGCCGCAGAGCACAGCGGAAGUGGGAACGGCAGUGGUAGCAGAAGCCCCAACGCUGUCGCAAGGCCCAGUGUGAUUAGCAAUGGCGAGGGUAGUUCCUCUUCGCCUGUCACCGGAGCAGAAUUAACAUCGGGCUCCGGCCCGGGGUCUCGGUCGGCAUCGGCAUCGGUGCCGGGAUCUGGAUCUGGAUCAGUUCGGACCCUAGAGGACGUCAUGAAAGAGCCAUCCACCAGUGUUCCUGAUGUUGUUGUCCUAAACGCUGUGCCCGAACCUCGUCUGCGUCGGGACACAUUGGACCCGAAAGAAGACCUCUGGAUGUCCACGGCAGAUGGUCGAUAUAGCUCACCUAUCAUUCCCUUGAAAGUUGGCUCAUCGCCGCACAUAGAGACCUUCUAUGUGCACAAGCACAUCCUGAUCAAGUAUGAGUACUUUGAAAAGGCACUGUGCGGACCUUUCAAGGAGUCUGAGACCCAGUCUAUCGAGCUCCCGGAGGAAGACCCUGCCAUCUUCCACUUCCUGGUGUCAUACUUCUAUGAAGGGCGAUAUGACCCCAUCAAGCCGCUAGCCGCCGUGUUGAUUGCCGACCAACCCAAAGGCAAAGACCCCGAACAUGAAAUUUCCCACCCGGCCACCACUUCCGCCAACCUCAACACCGGCGCCGACUCAGACUCGGACCGCUCCCUCUCCUCCCUCGAAUCAGACGUCAGCACCAUCUCCCGCCGCCGCCGCGACCGCCGCAUCCGCCGAGCCGAACGCCAGUACGAACGCCUCCGUCAAAAACACCCCGGCCACCACCGCACAAACUGCCCCUGCCCCUCCUGCAGCAACGUCCAAACCGGCCCCGCAUGCUGGUCCUGCCGAGCACCCCGUAUGCCACCCCCCCCUCAUCCUCCCCCAGGCGCCAUCCACCCCAACGUCCUUCUCAUGAACAUGAACGGUGUCCCCGGCCCAGGCCGACCACCACCACCACCACCACCACCAGGCCACCCAGCCCACCACCGCCGCCGCAACGCCAACCGUCGUGGUCCCCAUCCCCCUCCUCCCCCUCCACCACCACCCCCCCUCCCCCCCUCAGCAAACACCAACCCCAACCCUCGCCUCCCCACCCCAGCCGACCUCCAAACCUGGCUGUUGACCUACAACCUCUCCCUCUCGGUGUACAUCUCCGCGUCCAAAUUCCUCCUCGAACCGCUAAAACGUUGUGUGGCCCGUCACAUCAUCGAUCUCCUUGAAUCCGCCGGCCCAGACUGCGCUUCCCUCGAGCUGUUGUACUCGUGUUCGACCCUUUACACCAACCUCCCCUCUUACGACCCCCUCCUCAAGAUGAUUUUCGCCAGGGUGGCCUUUCUCCAGUGCUGGAAACUUCCUACUGAAGGUGGGGACGGGGACAGGUAUUUGGUUGAAAAUCCCGAGAUUGCCGCUUUGCUGCUGAAGGAGAUGGCGAGCAGGACGGAGGAUGGGGGGUUGGGGGGGACAAGUUGGAUGGUCAUGGGGGCGGAUGGGGGAAGGAUGUUGCCUUCGAUGGAGAGGGUUGGGGAUGUGUGGGCGGAUGGGGUUAGGAAUGGCGGGGGGGUCAACGGAGGGGGAACGGGGUGGAUGGUGCAGAAUGGGGGUGGGGGAGGGGGGCACCAUGGUGGGGGGGGACAUCAUCACAAUCAUCCGCUGCCGCCGCCUGGGCCGCCGGGGAAUCAUCAGGGUUAUGGGGGGUGGAAUGGAGGAGGGGGACAGGUGCAGGGGCAGGUUAUGUAUGGGCACCAUAACUGGCCUGGGAGGAGGUAG
Messenger RNA from Podospora pseudopauciseta, 3450 nucleotides. RefSeq lists its product as uncharacterized. NCBI's taxonomy places the organism in Eukaryota, Fungi, Ascomycota, Sordariomycetes, Sordariales, Podosporaceae. Gene Ontology annotation, molecular function: protein binding. The transcript is spliced from 5 exons. The record is from RefSeq and is a predicted model, not a curated record. The coding region runs from base 1639 to 3450 and encodes 603 amino acids.